Messenger RNA from Pseudogymnoascus destructans, 528 nucleotides. RefSeq lists its product as uncharacterized. The transcript has 2 exons. The record is from RefSeq and is a predicted model, not a curated record. NCBI's taxonomy places the organism in Eukaryota, Fungi, Ascomycota, Leotiomycetes, Thelebolales, Thelebolaceae. The coding region runs from base 1 to 528 and encodes 175 amino acids.
AUGGCGAAACGCAAGGCACCUGAAGAACUCUCCACUAAUUUGAAUACUAUCAAAGCUCGCAACCGCGUCUCCAACCUUACUGAAGAUGAGAAGGCUGUUCAUUUAGCACUCAAGGCUGACCAUGGCGAUCUGAGCUACUACUUAAAGAAGUUAUACAAGUCUGCAAAGUAUAUCGCUGCCUCUGCUGAAGACAAGACACGUCUACAGAAUGAAUUGAAGGUUGAGCGUAUUCGUGUUCGGACUGAAAAGGGCACCCAUGCAUCUUGCAUUGCGAAUCAGAAAGUCAAGAAUACUAGCGCCCCUUCUUCUUCUCCACAAGCCCCACCAUCUACUCCGCCACAACUUCUGUCUGAGCUUGCUGCAUUUGAGGGUAUCACCAGUAUCCCAAUCGAUGACGAUCAUAACAGCGAAUGGGAGGAUACUGAGGUUGAAGACGAUUUAGAGUUGGAGCUUAUGUUACGGCGCGACGAUAUUUUAAAUGACGAGGCUGUUCUACCAGAUGAGCUUUCUGAUGAAGAGAUCGCAUAG